AUGAAGUUUAACGGAUAUCUGAAGCUCCGAAUCGGCGAGGCGCUGGACCUCAAACCCACCAAAUUCUCCACGCGCCACUCUCUCAUCUUCAACAAGGCUCCCGCGGCUCUCGACCCCUACGUGGUGGUGAAGGUGGACGACUACAAAAUCGGACAGACUCACACCAAACAGAAGACCAACAUGCCCACCUACAACGAGGAGUUCUGCCUGAACGUGAACGACGGGCGGCUGAUCGAGCUGGCGGUGUUCCACGACACCCCCAUAGGGUACGAUGACUUCGUGGCCAACUGCACCAUCCAGUUCGAGGACCUCAUCGAGACCUCCAACACGGGGAAGACCUUUGAGGGAUGGAUGGAUUUGGAGCCAGAAGGCAAGGUCUACAUCCACAUCACGCUUACUGGAUCUUUCACAGACGAUGAUGCCUUGUUGAAAGAGAAAACCUACAAGCAGUUUACGAGGACCCGGCAGGGGGCGGUGAGACGGAGGAUCCACCAGGUCAACGGGCACAAGUUCAUGUCCACUUUCCUCCGUCAGCCCACCUUCUGUUUUCACUGCAAGGAGUUCAUCUGGGGAGUUUUUGGGAAGCAGGGCUACCAGUGUCAAGUGUGUACCUGCGUCGUUCAUAAGCGGUGCCACCAGCUGGUCGUCACCGUGUGCCCUCGCAUGAAGAAGACGGCAAAGGAGCAGCCCAUCAACCAAGGCUUCAGCAUUAACAUCCCCCAUAAGUUCACCAUCCAUAACUACAAGUCGCCCACCUUCUGUGACCACUGCGGCUCAUUACUGUGGGGAAUCGUCAAACAGGGGCUGCACUGUAAAAUGUGCAAAAUGAAUGUUCACAUCCGCUGCAAAGGCAACGUUGCUCCCAACUGUGGGGUCAACAACGUGGAGCUGGCCAAUAAGCUCGCAGAGAUGGGUCUACAGGCCGGGGGGAUUUCCAAAAGAAACACAACG
Messenger RNA from Menidia menidia (Atlantic silverside), 951 nucleotides. Lineage: Eukaryota; Metazoa; Chordata; Actinopteri; Atheriniformes; Atherinopsidae. The record is from the annotation of a GenBank genome assembly.